Fraxinus pennsylvanica is the source of this 1077-nucleotide messenger RNA. The record is from the annotation of a GenBank genome assembly. Lineage: Eukaryota; Viridiplantae; Streptophyta; Magnoliopsida; Lamiales; Oleaceae.
AUGGCUGAGUUGCCAAUCCAAUUCGGCAUACUAGGCUGUGCUGACAUAGCACGAAAAGUCUCCCGGGCAAUAAUCCUCUCCCCAAAUUCGACUCUUUGCGCCGUUGGCAGCCGAUCUUUGGAAAAAGCUGCCAAAUUCGCUAAGGAAAAUGGUUUCCCGAAAUCGGCUAAGGUAUAUGGAUCGUACGAAGCAGUUUUGGAUGAUCCAGAUGUGGAUGCUGUCUAUGUGCCGCUGCCCACCAGCCUGCACGUUAAGUGGGCAGUCCUGGCUGCCCAGAAGAAGAAGCACUUGCUUUUGGAGAAGCCCGUGGCGCUGAACGUGAAGGAACUGGAUGUGAUUCUUGAGGCAGUCGAAUCCAGCGAGGUGCAGUUUAUGGAUUCUACCAUGUGGAUGCAUAAUCCCAGGACUGCUGCAAUGAAAGAGUUCCUCUCCAAUUCGGAGCUUUUCGGUGAACUCAAAUCAGUAAAUAGCUGCUUUACAUUUGCAGCUAAACAAGAUUUUCUGGAGAAUGACAUUCGUGUGAAGCCGGAUCUUGAUGCUCUCGGUGCUCUUGGUGACGCUGGGUGGUAUUGCAUCCGGUCAAUUUUGUGGGCUUCCAAUUUCGAGCUUCCGAAAACAGUACUUGCAUUGCGUGAUCCUGUUUUCAACAAGGCAGGAGUUAUUCUAGCAUGCAGUGCUUCUUUGUAUUGGGAAGAUGGGAAAAUAGCAACCUUCCACUGCUCUUUCUUGGCCAACUUGACAAUGGAUCUAACCAUUGUUGGAACAAAUGGCACUUUGCAUCUGCAUGACUUCGUUAUUCCAUUUGAAGAGAAAAAGGCGUCAUUUUCUGUUGCUACGAAAUCAGGUUUUACCGAGCUUGUGACUGGGUGGGAGCCUAAGCCGAGUGAGCACCAAGUGACGACAGACCUCCCUCAAGAAGCCCUAAUGGUGAAGGAGUUUUCUAGACUGGUUGGAAGCAUUAAAUUUGAUGGUUCUAAACCUGAGAUUAAGUGGCCAACCCUGAGCAGGAAGACACAGCAGGUUUUGGAUGCUGUCAAGCUGUCAAUUGAGAAAGGAUUUGAAACUGUUGAGGUCUAG